AAGAAAUCUCCUAAACCAAUACUCCAUAUCUAAUACUUCGUACAUAAGAGCGAAACAUUUCUCCCCCAACCUUCCGCCUAGCACAAGUCAAAUCUCGAUCGUUAGCUCAAAAUCAUCCCCACCCUUCUUUCACUUCUCCCCCAACCGCUUCUCCUCCUUCAUUUCUCCUCUCCCUCUCCUUCAUUGCUCCAAGGUAACUAUGUCUUCUCCUCUAUUUUUCCCAUUUAGAGCCAUUCUUCCUACCGCAAAUCCAUCUGAUUUCGGUGAGCUGAUGUUCAAGAUGAUUGCCGACAGCCCCUUGCAGAACCCUACGCCUCUCCCUCCCAUCAACGACCAUACGUGCAUGACUCUACCAGCGGCAUCGACUGAGGAAUUGCUAGUGCUAUACAGCUGGUUUAAAGGGCUUAUAAGGAGGCUAUAAAUUCACUUAGUAGUAGCUGCUACUGAUUCAACUGCCCUAGAAGCUUCAAAGGAUAUUGGAGCUGCAAUGCAAAUCUCAAUGAGCAUUGCUUUAAGAGCAAUGAUGAUCCAUACACCUGACAGCCUCAGGGAUGAUAUGUCAAUUAUGAAGGCUUAAUGAAAAAAAAACAUAAUGAUCCCAAUUUAAAAGUUGUUUACUAAAAGUUGUUAAAAGGCUCAAGCAAAGAAAACAACCUGGAAAUAUUUUGUUCAUUUCUCCCCCACAGCUUCCAGAUCUUUCAUUCAUCUUCAUCCAGGCCAUGGAGCUUCCAGAUCAUUCAUUUAUGUUCCCGAAUAUCUUUUCAUAACACUAAGAUGCAUUAGCAAGGGCAAGAGGUAGAUGAGCAACUGAUGGAGAUAUUGCUGGUUUCAUCUGCAAUGAUGACGGUCUAUUUCAACCGUCACCAUCUCAUGUGACUAGAUCCGAUCGAAGCUGAAAAGCAUCCCAAACCACUACAGGUUGCUGUUAAUUCUUCUAGCACUUCCAAAAAGUAAACCUCCAAGAAGUGAAAUGUGCUCAAGCAAUGGUUUAUUAGGAGAAAUUAGGAUUAUGUCAAAUUGACUUCUCUUUGAACGACAUUUGUUAGGAUGGUUAGGAAUUAACCUCACUAUUUUAAUUAUUAAUUUGGACUUUAUAUAUAAAAAUAAAAAAUAGUAUGCACUGAAAGUAGGUGUUAUUUAUAACUUCAGUAGUUUG
Cuscuta europaea is the source of this 1156-nucleotide messenger RNA. The record is from the annotation of a GenBank genome assembly. Lineage: Eukaryota; Viridiplantae; Streptophyta; Magnoliopsida; Solanales; Convolvulaceae.